AGCCUCAAGGACCGAAGGCGCGAUUGGUCAUUCACAAGAUGGCACUUGUGAAUUUCAAGAGCUACGCGGGUCGUCAAGAGAUUGGGCCAUUCCACAAAUCUUUCUCUGCGAUUGUCGGGCCUAACGGCUCUGGAAAGUCAAAUACCAUUGAUGCUCUUCUCUUCGUCUUUGGAUAUCGUGCCUCCAAGAUGAGGCAAGGCAAGCUCUCGGAGUUAAUCCACAACUCCGCGCGAUACCCCGACUUGGAUGAGUGUAGCGUUGAGGUCCACUUCCGGGAGAUCUUGGAUCUGCCCGGGCCAGAUGCAUUCGAGGCCAUAGCUGGCUCUGACCUCGUCGUCGCUCGGACUGCGUACAAGAGUAACUCCAGCAAGUACACUAUCAACGGCAAGCAGAGCAACUACAAGGAAGUGCAGACACUUCUCAAGGGACGCGGUAUUGAUCUCGACCAUAAUCGAUUCCUCAUCCUCCAGGGCGAAGUCGAGUCUAUAGCUCAGAUGAAGCCUAAGGCGCCUACUGAACAUGAAGAUGGUCUUCUCGAGUAUCUCGAAGAUAUCAUUGGCACUUCACAGUACAAAGAACCGAUCGACGAAGCCCUUGUGGAGGUUGAACGUCUCUCAGAGGAUCGUCAGGAGAAGCUCAACAGACUUCGGAUCGUCGAGAAGGAUCGAAACGCCUUGGAAGCCAAGAAGAAGGAAGCAGAGGACUACCUACGCUUGCAGAAUGAGCAUGUCCGUGCUCUGUCUCGUUUGUGGCAAUGGUAUCUGUGGAAGUGUUUGAUUAACGACGAAGCGUUCGAGAAGGCCAUCGCUCGCUACGAAAAGGAGCUAGCUGCUGAGCGAGAGCGCAACAAUGACGACGUUUUGCACCUCGAAGCCCUGGAGCAACAUUACAACGAGCGUGUUGAAACCUAUGAGGAAGUCAAAGCUGCUGCCGCCGAAGCGACCAAGGACCUCGCUGCUCAUGAGAAACGUCAAGUUGGCCUCGACGAGAGGCGUAAGCACGCGAAUAGCAAGGCGAAGAAGCUUAAGAAGUCCUUGCAGGAGGACGAGCAUCAUAAAAACGAGGCCGUCCGCGCUGUUCAAGAUAACUCCACCAAGAUGGAAAGGGAGAAGAAGAAGGUAGAAGAGUUAGAGGCUUCCCUUGCGCAUGAAGAAGACGUGCUCGAAGAAAUCCGAGAUAGCCUGAAAGACAAGACUCAGGUCUUCCAUGACAAGAUUGAGGUUAAACAGAAGGAGCUCCAGCCUUGGACAGCGAAGAUCAACGCGAAACAGGCUGAGAUCGACCUGGCGACGGGCGAGCGCGACAUGCUCGCCAAGAAGGCCGAGGCUGCUAGGGCCGCAAGCAAGGAAGCUCAGGACCAGCUUGAACAGUUGCGCGCUGACCACGAUGCGAAGGUUGCCGAGCUCGACGAACUGAAAGGCACGAAGGCGAACAACUCGACGGAGCGCAAGUCGAAGGAGAAGCAAGUCCAGGAUAUGCAAGCCCGUGUGCAGCAACUACGCGGCAAGGCUUCUUCCACACGUCAGAAAGCCGAGGAAGCGAGGGCGUCGCAGACUGCAAACCAGUCUCGCAACCACGUCCUCGACAGCUUGACUCGCUUACGUAGUGCAGGUCGUAUAUCGGGAUUCCACGGUCGUCUAGGAAGCCUUGGAACAAUUCCUGAUAAGUAUGACGUAGCGGUAUCAACGGCUUGCAGCGCUUUGAACAACCUCGUCGUCGACACUGUUGAUCAAGGUCAAGCAUGCAUCGAGUAUCUGCGAAAGCAGAACAUCGGCCGCGCCUCGUUCAUGGUUCUGGAGAAGUUAAACAGUCGUGGCAUACAAAAGAUCCCAACCCCAGAGGAUGUUCCUAGGCUCUUUGACCUCAUCAAGCCGAAGGAACCUCGAUUCGCUGCUGCGUUCUACAAGGGCGUCCACGACACUCUGGUGGCUAACGACCUCGACCAGGCGAACCGGAUUGCUUUCGGCGGAUCACAUCGGUGGCGUGUCGUCACGCUGGCUGGACAACUGAUCGACUCGUCGGGAACGAUGUCUGGAGGUGGCAAUCACGUUAUGCGUGGGGGCAUGAGCUCGAAGUUGCAAGCCGAAGCAGUGCCUCCGGACGUUCUCAGACAGUAUGAGCACGACAGCGAGGAGGCUGCUCGAGAGCUCGAAGCCCUUCAGCAUCGACUGCGGGAGGCAGAGGUCGAAUUAGACGGUGCUAUGCGCUCAGGACCGCAGCUGGAUAUGGCGAUCGAGAAGGUCAACCUUGACCUCCGUACAGGCGCCAAGCGCAUUGCUGAGGCCGAGAAGCGUGUUCACGAUCUCAAGUCCCAGACUAAGCCGGAUGCCGGUGAUGUCAGGCGCAUCUCCGCGCUUGAGGAGCAGAUCGGUGCCCACACCGAGGAGCUGGAGGAGUUGCAAGAGAAGACCGAAGCAAUCGAGCAGGAGAUCAAAGCUCUGGAGAAGAAGAUCCUCGAGAUCGGUGGUGCCCGUUUGCUCUCGCAAAGGUCUAAGGUCGACGGGAUCCGGCUACACAUUAACCUCGCCAACGACGAGAUCACUAAAGCAGAGGUGGCCAAAGCGAAGGCCGAGAAAGACUCGACGAAGCUGGAGAGCACUAUUGAGUCCAACCAUGCCGCUUUGGAAGAGGUCAACGCCGAUCUGGAGAAGCUCAAUGGUCAGAUUGAAGAGAUCACUGCUUAUGUCGAGGAGCUUCGGUCAAAGGUAGAAGCUGCACAGACUGCUGUCGAGAAUUCAAAAGACGAUCUGGAAAGCCUCAAGAAGGAGCUCGAUGCCAAGACGGAAGAGAUCCAAGCUUUCCGUAAGAAAGAAGUGGAGCUCACACAAGCCUUGGCCGAUGCUAAGAAGGAGGCCGCUGAGAAUCAACGAGCUUUGGACCACUGGCAGGACGAGCAUGACAAGCUUAAGCUUGAAGAGGUCGACGACGAUGACGACGAUGACGACGAGGCGGCAGACAAGGAUAAGGAAGGCGGGGUCAAGCGGGAGCCUGGCGAGGCAUCCCGACGUCAGGAGCGCGAGAAAACCCCGCCAUUCGAGCUGCAUGUCUACAGCGCAGAGGAGCUGAAUGAGUUCAAGAAGAGAGAGCUCAUCGCCGAUGCCGAGUUGUUGGACGAGAAACUCAAGAACUCGAAACCGGAUCUCAGCGUGCUCAAGGACUACCGGAAGCGCGAGGAAGAGUUCUUGAGACGCGCCUCUGAUCUCGAGGAAGUGACGAAACUUCGCGACGCCAAGAAAUUGGAGUACGACAGUCUGCGGAAGCAACGACUGGAUGAGUUUAUGACGGGCUUUAACACGAUCUCAUUGAAGCUCAAGGAGAUGUAUCAGAUGAUCACGCUCGGUGGAAAUGCUGAACUUGAACUGGUCGAUAGCAUGGACCCCUUCUCUGAGGGAAUCAUCUUCAGUGUUAUGCCGCCGAAGAAGAGCUGGAAGAACAUCUCCAACCUGUCAGGAGGGGAGAAGACGCUGAGCUCCCUUGCGUUGGUCUUUGCGUUGCAUGUGUACAAGCCGACGCCCCUCUACUUCAUGGACGAGAUCGAUGCUGCACUUGACUUCCGGAACGUCUCCAUUGUGGCCAAUUACAUCAAGGACCGCACGAAGAAUGCGCAGUUCAUUAUCAUCUCACUGAGGAAUGAUAUGUUCGAGCUGAGCCAUCGCCUCAUCGGUAUUUACAAGACAGCGAACCAGACUCGUAGUAUAUCCAUUGACAACCAGCCUCUGACCGCCAUCCCUGUGAACUUUCUGACGACAUGAUUGCUGUAUCUGUAUUGUUAUGCUAUGUUGGUUAUCGUAUACCGUGUUGUAGUGUAUAUCAGUCUAUUCAAUCUUCUCUGUUGUAC
Messenger RNA from Fomitopsis serialis, 3838 nucleotides. Its product is annotated as RecF/RecN/SMC. Gene Ontology annotation, biological process: mitotic chromosome condensation. The record is from RefSeq and is a predicted model, not a curated record. Bases 39 to 3752 code for a protein of 1237 amino acids. The transcript is spliced from 20 exons. Gene Ontology annotation, cellular component: chromosome. NCBI's taxonomy places the organism in Eukaryota, Fungi, Basidiomycota, Agaricomycetes, Polyporales, Fomitopsidaceae. Gene Ontology annotation, molecular function: ATP binding; ATP hydrolysis activity; protein binding.